This is a messenger RNA of Scatophagus argus, 4202 nucleotides long. RefSeq names its product abhydrolase domain containing 8a (gene abhd8a). Bases 1535 to 2962 code for a protein of 475 amino acids. The transcript is spliced from 5 exons. Gene Ontology annotation, molecular function: catalytic activity. The record is from RefSeq and is a predicted model, not a curated record. Lineage: Eukaryota; Metazoa; Chordata; Actinopteri; Scatophagidae.
GAAUUGAUACUGGUGUUGGCUACUGGUGGAAAUAUGAAACAUACUUUGAGAAUAAAAUGAAACUCACUGCCAUUUUUAAGACUGACAGCUGAGCUGCAGCUCGCAGUGUCUGCUUAUUAUGUUGAUGACUUUCCAUUUUGGAGCUUGUGAAAGACAGGCCAUUCAGUCAACAUUCACUUGGCUCCUGGGCGUAACAGGAUAGCACUUGAUGCACUGACCUUCAGACCAUCCUUCCACCGCCACCACCACCACCACCACCAACAACAACAACAACAACACACACGUUAAUACUCCUGUGCAGAUGCAGGCAUGCUCUAGGCCAGCUCCAUGUUCCACUCACUGUAGCGCCAGUCCUCUGAAGCAGUCUGUAUUGUUCAUUUACCUGCCUAAACCUUUUGGCUUUGUUUAACCAAAAGCAGAUGGAAUACAAAGAAACUUUCACACAUGUACUCUUUAUUAUGCAUUUAUUACAGUGAUGGUAUUUGCAUAAUGGCACAAUAAGAAUCUGUAUCUGUAGGGGGGAUGAAGUAAUGAGACUUGUUUCAAUACAUGUUUUAUGAGUUUCAUCUGAAGGUCUUUACUAAUGCUUAGAAAGAAAUUCAUUGAAAAUAAUCCCCCACUAGUCACAGUUAUGUCUGUGUAUAUAUGCCCUAUUAAAAUUAACUGCUAAUUACCUAUUAAUUUUAUUUUGUCUCUCAGCAACAGCAUGCCAAGAUGGCAUUCUUUUUAAAUAGGAGGCAUAUAACACAACCACGAUCUAAACUACAUGUUACAUGAUAUGCCGUUAACAGUAAUGUGCUCACUGUUCUUUUUCUGUUACCAGGAAACACUUAAGUCUUGCCGUGUAGAUGUGACUCUUACUCUGUUUCCUAUAGAUAAGCAGACUGUGUUUGUAUGAAAAAUGGUUACUAAUGAUACGAUGCUUUAUUUUUCCUCUCAUCUCCACUGGAAGCAAUAAAGUUUUUUUUAAAAAAGUGCCAUCAUACCAUUAUGAGACAUACAGUUUGCAGACAUGCACACAGUCAUGCACCAUGAUUCAGACCAUGUGAAAAGGAUGAGUUACUAAUAGCAAACGUCCAGGUCAGCAUGUGAAUGGUCAGCCCUCACUGACGCUGAAACCAUAGGACAGGCGUUGUUUUAAUGUUGUCUGUUUGUGGAUGUGGACUCUCAGAAUGUUCGAUUGCUUAGUCACCCAGGUGAGUGUGUCAGUAGGUAAAGCUCUACUGUCUCCUUUGGUGUAAAAGGCUGGUUGAGUUGCAUUUAUAUUGGCAGUGGUAUUUUGAAUUUGCAUUAGCAGUUUAGAGUGUGUUAAACUGAAAGCCUUCUUGAUGUUGGUGUGUUUCAUAUCAUUUGACACUGGUUGUGAGGGAUAAAAAAGAGCGCUGCAUUGUAACGGCGUUGCUAGGUAACAGCUUGGGUCCAAUAUUGUAUGAAUUGAGUGAGGGCCCAGUUUCUUCCUGCUGAGCUGUUGACAUUUGCAAACACUGCAGCAGGAAAUACACCUGGAAGCAUUCAUAAUGCAAAUGGAAGCAUCAUGCUGACCAGUAUCACUGAAGGCAUACUGUGCUGUCUAACUGGGAAGGCUGCUAGUCUGGUCUUGCCCCUUGAGUCAUCAGAACCAUCUGAUGGUUUCGAAUUUGUGGAGGUGAAACCUGGUAGAGUCCUGCGAGUGCGGCACAUCAUCCCUGAACGUCAGCCCGUAGUAACAGAAAAGCAAGUUGCAGGCAAGGAGAAGACGGAUGGCGACUGUGAUGAUGGCAGCUCCCCUCCUGAGGAUUUUAAUAAUGAGAGCAGUACUGGCAGCAGCGUCCACUGCAAGAGGAAGAUCACAGUCUACCGCAACGGCCAGCUGGUGAUUGAGAAUCUCGGUGAUGUUUUGCACUCUGAGAUCCUGCAGUGUCAAGAUGGGGAUCUGGAGCCUUGUAGCACCGUAGAGGUGGAGCUGGCUGAUUACAAAGAAAUACCCUCCUCCCCAGACCCCAACCCUGUUCCUCCUCCAGUUCCUCCACCCCUUGGGGAACAGAAACCUGCCCCACCUCCUCGCCGUCGCCGUCGUAAACCCAAGCGCACAGUGCUAAUCAACUCAAGGAGGGUGAUAUCAAGCUGCAAAGGAACACACUCGGACGUUGCUCUGUUCUUCGUGCAUGGUGUGGGAGGUUCUCUGGACAUUUGGGGCAGCCAGCUGGACUUCUUCUCUCGGCUUGGCUAUGAAGUCAUUGCGCCUGACCUGGCAGGGCACGGAGCCAGCACAGCCCCACAGAUUGCAGCAGCUUAUACUUUCUAUGCCCUCGCAGAAGACCUUCGUGCCAUCUUUAAGCGAUAUGCUCGUAAACGCAACAUUCUCAUUGGCCAUUCAUAUGGAGUCUCAUUUUGUACCUUCCUGGCCCAUGAAUAUCCUGAUCUGGUCCAUAAGGUGGUGAUGAUCAAUGGUGGGGGUCCCACAGCUCUGGAGCCCAGCCUAUGCUCCAUCUUCCAGUUGCCAUCUUGUGUCCUGCACUGUCUGUCGCCCUGUCUGGCCUGGAGCUUCCUCAAAGCUGGAUUUGCCCGUCAGGGUGCCAAAGAAAAGCAGCUGUUAAAGCAAGGCAAUGCCUUCAAUGUGUCUCCGUUUGUCCUGCGAGCCAUGAUGAGUGGCCAGUACUGGCCUGAGGGGGAUGAGGUUUACCAUGCCGAGCUCACUGUGCCCAUCCUUCUGGUUCAUGGAAUGUGCGACAAGUUUGUGCCCAUGGAUGAGGACCAGCGCAUGGCAGAGAUCCUCCUGUUUGCAUUCCUUAAAGUCAUUGAGGAGGGAAGUCAUAUGGUCAUGAUGGAGUGUCCUGACACUGUCAACACCCUCCUCCAUGAGUUCUUUCUAUGGGAGCCUGACAUGUCCAGAAAAGACAGCAACAAGACAGACACAGAGAAGACUGUUGCUCUCAGUGACACUGUCCACACCCUGAAAAUCAAUAAGCCUAUGGACAAAUAACCAACCAGGAGUCUAGUUUGAUCACAGAACCAAGCAGAAGGCCCUUUUCGGCAUGUGUGCUUAAGGCUGCUCCCAGGCUGAGUGCAGUUAUAAACAGGGCCACAUCUUAAGGAUGCAGACGGCCACUGGUGCUUAAAGAUAAAGCAGGACUAAGGCAUGGUGCCAACCAGAGAAUGGUGAAACAAAGAAAGAUUAGAGGGGUGGAUGCAAAUACACAGUCAGUUUCUGCUUUGCUUUUUGAUACCAGUUUGAGUUCCAUUGUGUCAUUUUACAAAAAGACACAACACCUGGAGAUCAGAAGGACUAAGUCCAUUCAUGAUUUGUGUGUGAAAUGUUCCUGGUGAAGAACGGACUACUGCCAGAUGCAAAAAGCAUAAAAUCCAUGAAAUGGUGUGUGAGUUUCCAUACUUUAUCUUAAAUAUUCUGUAAAGUAUUGCAGAGCUCCUGUUUUACCUUUACAAAAUGGUCUCACAUCUGCUUUCAGUGGAAAACUAGCAAAGAAAUAAUUAGGGAAUUGAGGAAUUACAGAUCUGAUUUUCCACUGUGAUGUGAAAGACAUAAUACUAAAACUUGAAUAUUGAUAAUAAUAGUAAAUUAUCAAAUAUAGACUGGAUGGUUUAAAGACAUGAAAUAUACAUGUACAUGCAAAAUGUAAUUAAUAAUUGCACCACAUGCAUACAUAGAUUACAUUAUGCAAAAAGGAGACACAUAAAAAAAUCCUUGUUCAUCUGCAAUCCAACCAUCUAUUAACAGUAACAUAAAAAGUGUAGUGUACACCAUCUUGAACAUAAAGACUCACCAUCACCACUACUGUCAAUACAAUUGGCUCAUCUGUUUCUACAUUACAGCUCUUAAUUUUCCAUAUGUUGAACUCUAAUAUAAAUUCUAAAUCCAAAAUUCUAUAUAUGUCUGUGUUAAGCACAACGUAACCAGUCAUAGUUGCAUGAAACUUAAAUAAUAUUUAAUGAGAGAUGUGAGCUGGUCGCAAAAACAGAUGUAAACAAACAUGGAUACCAAAAGAUUGUUCUCCUCUAUUCUAACAGCCAUUUCUUUAAUAGUAUAUAAUAUCCUAAGGAUACAAAGCACCAAGGCCCUGCAUGACUUCAGAAUAUGAAAAGGUACUGUAUGAGGGUUGAAUAUAUCCCAGUGGACUCCUCUCUAAUCAAAUAAGUGUUACUCUUAAUGUGUGUUAAGUAUUAUUUUGCUUUUAUUCUGAAAUAACAGCUACUGCCAUAACAAA